Messenger RNA from Oryzias latipes (Japanese medaka), 1862 nucleotides. RefSeq names its product single-stranded DNA-binding protein 2. The record is from RefSeq and is a predicted model, not a curated record. Gene Ontology annotation, cellular component: nucleus. NCBI's taxonomy places the organism in Eukaryota, Metazoa, Chordata, Actinopteri, Beloniformes, Adrianichthyidae. Gene Ontology annotation, biological process: positive regulation of transcription by RNA polymerase II. Gene Ontology annotation, molecular function: protein binding; single-stranded DNA binding.
CAGACGUCAUAUGGGCAGGAGCGGAAAGCAGGAGGAGAGAGGGAAGAAAGUGCGGAGUUACCCCCCUGGAUGGGGCGUGGCUUCGCCACUGUCACUCACUGGCGGUUGCCGUGGUAAGCGGGCGGUUUCGAACAGCGGGGUAUCCAAUGGAAUACGACGCUGCUUGUGUCACCAUGGUGACGGGGCUGUGCCCAGGGAGGUUGUGAUGGGUUGACAGGUGCGUGACAGUCGGAGUUGUCUGCAAGCAUGUACGCCAAAGGCAAGAGUAGCAACGUGCCAUCCGACAGUCAAGCCAGAGAAAAAUUGGCUCUUUACGUGUAUGAGUACCUGCUGCAUGUAGGGGCACAGAAAUCCGCACAGACCUUCCUGUCAGAGAUCCGAUGGGAGAAGAACAUUACGUUGGGAGAACCUCCGGGGUUCCUUCAUUCUUGGUGGUGUGUUUUCUGGGACCUGUACUGUGCUGCUCCAGAGAGAAGAGACACAUGUGAGCACUCCAGUGAAGCCAAGGCCUUCCAUGACUAUAGUGCAGCAGCAGCUCCCAGCCCCAUCCUCGGGAACCUCCCCCCAGGAGAGGGCAUGCCGGUGGGGCCUGUUCCUCCCGGGUUCUUUCAGCCAUUCAUGUCCCCUCGAUACCCCGGAGGACCCAGACCACCCCUGAGAUUACCAAACCAGGGACUUGGAGUUCCUGGUAGCCAGCCAAUGUUACCCAGUGGAAUGGAUCCCACAAGACAGCAAGGGCAUCCCAGUAUGGGAGGACCGAUGCAGAGAAUGACUCCCCCCAGAGGCAUGGUACCUUUAGGGCCUCAGAAUUAUGGAGGGGGAAUGAGACCUCCACUAAAUGCGCUGGUGGGUCCUGGGAUGUCUGGAAUGAGCAUGGGACCUGGAGGAGGAAGACCCUGGCCAAAUCCCCCGAACUCCAACUCUACCCCGUACUCCUCUACAUCUCCUGGGAGCUAUGUGGGACCUCCAGGAGGAGGAGGACCACCUGGAACGCCCAUAAUGCCAAGUCCAGCAGAUUCAACCAACUCUGGGGACAACAUGUACACCAUGAUAAACACAGUCCCUGCAGGUGGAAGUCGACAAAAUUUUCCCAUGGGAGCCGGAAGUGAUGGUCCAUUGGGGGGGAUGGCUGGAAUGGAGCCCCACCAUAUGAAUGGAUCUUUAGGGUCAGGUGACAUGGACACUCUGCCGAAGAACUCUCCUGGCAACUUAAGUAUGAGUAACCAGCCCGGGACGCCCAGGGAAGACGGAGAGAUGGGAGGAAACUUCCUCAAUCCUUUUCAGAACGAAAGUUAUUCUCCAAACAUGACGAUGAGCGUUUAAAGACUCUGGAGACUUGUGCUCGCGGGUGAAAUCGCAGCGAGAGCAGACAGAGAAAGACGCCAUGUGAUGUCACCCAGGCCAGUGACUCCUCCCAGUGAGAAGGGGAGGGGGGGCGCGGUCCCACAGGCACAAACUUUCCACAGCUCAUCUGCAUCCCACGGCCCUCCAUGCUUCCUCUCUCCUGACCGCCCUGCUCCGUCCGUCGGCUUCUCCUCAGCGAUCACCAAACUGUACAAAGGAAUCGAUUCAAUCGCGCUGGAGGAGAAGCUUUUGUGUAUGAAACGGUGCACACACCUGAAUAAUUCUGAUCUUUCUAUCAAGUCACGGAAAAGUGAAAACGGCUGUUCCCUGAGGAGUUGGAGCAAAUCCAACCUGCGUAGACAAUUUCCCCAAAAAAAUUAGGAAAAGUGUAAAUGUUGUCUGUUUUUGGAGAAGUUGGGGGGAAAAAAAGGUAUUUGCCAUAAAGAUUUAUUUGACGCUUGUGCAAAUAUUAAAGAUGUCUUUCUAUUUGUGGUUGUCUAGACCAUGUAGACCUCCAA